Populus trichocarpa (black cottonwood) is the source of this 1885-nucleotide messenger RNA. Its product is annotated as transcription factor bHLH130. The record is from RefSeq and is a predicted model, not a curated record. Gene Ontology annotation, biological process: regulation of transcription by RNA polymerase II. Gene Ontology annotation, cellular component: nucleus. The coding region runs from base 574 to 1641 and encodes 355 amino acids. Gene Ontology annotation, molecular function: DNA-binding transcription factor activity, RNA polymerase II-specific; RNA polymerase II cis-regulatory region sequence-specific DNA binding; protein dimerization activity. The transcript is spliced from 6 exons. NCBI's taxonomy places the organism in Eukaryota, Viridiplantae, Streptophyta, Magnoliopsida, Malpighiales, Salicaceae.
CCUUUUCUCGCCAACAAAGAAGAAAGAUAAACCUUGGCCUCUCUCUUUCCCUUUUCGGUCUUCCUCUCUCGACUGCUCUCAUCAUUACCCCCGCUCUCUCUCACCCUUUAAGCUCAAGAUCUUCCUUGCUUUCGGUGCUUUGAAAAGCAAAUCUGAGGUUCCUACCUCUUCACUUCUUUCACAAAAACUCACCUUCCCUUCUCUCUCUCUCUCUCUCUCUCACUUUCAAUCUUUUCACUUGACAGUAUAUGCAUACAAUCAGUAAAACCUUUUCUAGAGGUUUUUCAUUCUUCUCAUUAAGCUUUAAUGCUUCUCUUGAAAGGGUUUAAACCUUUUCUUUUCUUGAUUGCUUCCUCUUCACGAUCUUAUCUUUACUCUGCUUAAAAAAUAAGCUGACAGAAAAUUUUAUCAAGAAAGCGAUGCUAAAAUAUUCCCAGAAUUUUCUUCCAGCCUUAAUAAAGUGGUUACUAUUAAGGUACUUGUAAAUGGUUCUUCAGCAUCAAAUCUGUUAACUUGAGCCCACAAUAGUUAAGAAGAAACAGAGAGAAUCAGAGUAAAGCAGAGCAUUUGUUGAUGGAUUCGAGUAGUAGUCACAACUCCAGUUCAGGGUCAUUGAGAUUUCGCUCAGCUCGGAGUUCACUUCUUGCAAAUUUCACUGAUAAUGGAGUCGACAAUGAUUCUGUUUUGAAUUUCCAAGACUUUGAGGAUAAAUCCGCUGCAAGAGUGAGAGAGGAAGCUGUUAAUUAUUCAUGUUUGCCGCGGAGUUAUCCAGGUUUGCCUCCUCAUUAUCCAAGGCAGAGUUCAGCUACAAGUUCUUCAGCUAUGGAUAGUUCAUAUGGUUUGAUUGGUUCAAUAUCAAUUGGUCAUCAUGAGCAAGUUGAAAAGGUUGAUUCAAAUCCUGCUAGGCAGAAUAGCUCUCCCGCUGGACUUUUUGGGAACCUUACUGUUCAAAAUGGAGUGGGAAACUAUUCUGGGUUGAAUGGUACUAAUAGAGAAGCAAGUCCAAGAUUGCAGAGUCAACUUAGCUUCUCAUCAAGAGUACCUUCUUCUUUAGGCUUGUUGUCACAGAUUUCUGAAAUUGGGAGCGAAAGCAUGGAGGCAGGCAGCCCUGACAGUGGAAAACUCUCAAGUGUCAGUGUUGACAGUCGAUUUUAUAGCAGUCACGGGUUUCCGUAUGGUUCUUGGAAUGAUUCGCAUUUGUCAGAGAACUUUAGCAGCAUGAAAAGAGAGCAAGAAAAUGGAAACUUGUUUUCUAAUGCUCAGAACGGAGAACUUGGAAAUCGGGCUCAUGUAUUAUCCCACCACUUGAGUUUGCCAAAGACUGCAAUGGAAAUGGUUGCCAUGGAAAAGUUUCUCCAUUUCCAAGAUUCUGUUCCUUGUAAAAUUAGAGCAAAGCGUGGUUGUGCCACUCAUCCUCGAAGUAUCGCGGAAAGAGUGAGAAGAACUCGGAUCAGUGAAAGAAUGAGGAAACUACAAGAGCUUGUUCCAAACAUGGACAAGCAAACGAACACAGCAGACAUGUUAGAUUUGGCUGUAGUGUACAUUAAAGACCUUCAGAAACAGUACAAGACACUAAGUGACAACCGAGCCAACUGCAAGUGUUUAAGCAAGCAGAAGCCAGUGCAAAACAGAAUUGUUUGAGGUGCUUCUGUACAGAAAUCCAAGGGGCUGUUCGACCAGUUCUUGUUGAUCUUUAGCAUCAGUAAGCGAAGAUAAAUAUUUUUUUUUUAUGUAGCAAGUUUGGUAGAAAUUUCCACCCUCAUGUUCUGAUCCUGAAGCUAACAAAGCUUCCAAUUACUCAAUACCUGAAAAAAAGCCAUAAAUGUACAGAACAUGUUGUAACGCAUCAAUUCCUUGUUAUGAAAAGAUAAAUGCAUUAAUUCCU